AUGACAAAAGACCUGACGAUCACCUCAAAGUUCGCCUUGAAAAGCGGCCACGAGCUUCCAAUUCUGGGGUUUGGAGUCUGGGACAGUCCGAAACAUCUCACAGUCCAAUCCUGUCAGGAGGCUCUCAAAGACGGCUAUCGUCACAUCGACACAGCACAAGUCUACGGCAACGAAGAAGAAGUCGGCGAGGCAGUCCGUAAAUCUCGCCUCUCAAGAAGGGACGUCUUCAUCACGAGCAAGGCAGUCAAGCCAGCAGACGACGAGGAAUCGACGUAUCAGAAGUGUUUGGAUAGUGUGAAAAAUAUCGAUGGCGAGAAUGGAUAUCUCGAUUUAUUCUUGAUUCACAAUGUCACUUCUGGGGCCAAGGGAGUAAAGCUGUUGUGGCAAGCGAUGGAGAGGCUACAUGAGGAAGGCAGAUUCAAGUCGAUUGGAGUGAGCAACAUGGGGAUAGGGAUGAUUGAGGGAAUGAAGUCGUACGCAAAAGUUUGGCCUCCGCACGUCAAUCAGUUGGAGCUGCAUCCGUGGUGCCAACAGCGAGACAUCGUCGAAUACUGCCACAAGAAUGGAGUCGCUGUAGAAGCCUACUGUCCGCUUGUACGAAACCAGAAGGCAAACGACCCCACCCUCAAGGCUAUUUCUGAGAAGCAUGGCAAGUCGACAGCUCAAGUGUUGCUACGAUAUUGUCUGGAGAAGGCUUGGUCACCACUGCCGAAGAGCGAUAAUCCCGAACGUAUCAAGCAGAAUGGGAGCAUCUACGACUUUGCGCUGGAUCACGACGACAUCAUGAAGCUGGAUGCACAGGAUCAGGGGGCUUCAGGGGCUCUGGUCGUGGCUGUUGAUAACGAGAAGAAGACUUGA
Molecule: messenger RNA, 858 nt
Organism: Zasmidium cellare ATCC 36951
Lineage: Eukaryota; Fungi; Ascomycota; Dothideomycetes; Mycosphaerellales; Mycosphaerellaceae
Exons: 2
Coding region: 1-858 (285 amino acids)
Molecular function (GO): oxidoreductase activity
Source: RefSeq, a predicted model, not a curated record